Molecule: messenger RNA, 8010 nt
Organism: Paramormyrops kingsleyae
Lineage: Eukaryota; Metazoa; Chordata; Actinopteri; Osteoglossiformes; Mormyridae
Source: RefSeq, a predicted model, not a curated record
GUAGGUAAGCAUACUGUUCAGUGCCGGGUGUAUGAUAAACCGGCACAGGGAGAGGGUGUGCACGGAAAUCAGGCAAGAAGUUCGCAUGUGACAAACAGGAGGAGGGGCGGGGAUGCCGCGCUCGCAAACAGCCCCGCCUUACAUCGCCGCUGCCGCUUUACCCAGCAUCUGUCACAGCUGUACUUCGGGGGCGACGUCGAAAGCCCGCCGUCUUUCUGGCGAUCAGACGCCACAUCGGAGGAAGACAUGUCUGAAGUACGGAAAUUUACGAAAAGGCUGAGCAAACCCGGGACAGCUGCGGAGCUCCGGCAAAGCGUAUCGGAGGCGGUGCGAACAUCUCUGAUUGUGGAGCAGCCAAAGAUCAUCGAGCCUUUGGACUAUGAGAAUGUUGUAUUCCAGAAGAAGACCCAGAUCCACAGUGACCCCCACAGAGAAUUGCUGAUAUUUCCUGUGGAUGAUGUCUCGGAGGCUCAAGUGUCCCGAGAGAGAAGGACAAUUAGCCCGUCAGUGCCGCAGAAGGCAGAGGAGGAAGCUCAGAGUCUUUUUGCCAAAGAGUGCAUCAAGAUGUACAACACAGAUUGGCACGUCAUCAACUACAAAUAUGAGGCAUACUCGGGCGAUUUCCGCAUGCUGCCCUGCAAAGGUCUAAAGACGGAGAAGCUGCCGUCACACAUGUUUGAGGUGGAUGAGGAUGCGAAGGAUGAGGAUUCCGCCUCAAUCUGCUCCCAGAAGGGGGGCAUCAUGAAACAAGGCUGGCUACAGAAGGCUAACAUCAACAGCAGCUUGUCUGUCUCCAUGCGGGUGUUCAAGAGAAGAUAUUUCUACCUGUCUCAGCUUCCAGACGGCUCCUACAUUCUCAACUUUUACAAGGAUGAAAAAAACUACAAGGAGACAAAAGGAUCCAUCUACCUGGACUCCUGCAUCGAUGUUGUCCAGUGUCCAAAAAUGCGCCGGAACGGCUUUGAGCUGAAGAUGCAGGACCGCUACAGCCACAUUCUGGCGGCAGAUAGUGAGACAGAGAUGGAGGACUGGGUGAACACACUGAGACAGGCCCUCCAAAGCAAUACUGAGGCUGGUCAGGAGCGGCGCAAUGGGGCCGACAUGCUGGAGCCUGCCCUGGAUGAUGACAGCAGCAGCCAGGGGAAGGUGGAGAGCAUGCUGGAGAGCUUGGGACGCAGUCUGCACCCAGAGCUCAUGAAGUAUGCAAGAGAAACAGACCAGCUGAAUAAAAUCAACAGAAACGAAGGCAGGCCCAAGCUGUUCAUGCUGGACCCUGAAACACAGAGAUUGGACUUCUCCGGCAUCGAGCCAGACGUGAAGCCGUUUGAGGAGCGAGUUGGCCACCGUAUUGUGGUCACCUGUCAUGACCUCACGUUUUCCCUGCAGUGCUCCCUCAACGAGAAUGAUGGUGGAGCCACAAAUGUAGAGCCAUUCUUUGUCAGCCUGGCGCUGUUUGAUGUCUCCAAGGGAUGCAAGAUCUCGGCUGACUUCCACGUGGACUUGAACCCCCCCUGUGUGCGUGAGAUGCUGUCUGAGGGUUUGGUUCAGACCAUCGUGGAGGCAGGCGCUGGGCACUGCAAGGACCUGCCCAUCCUGCAGAGGGCAUCAGAGGCAUUGUUACGCUUUCCAACACAGGGCAUCUUCUCAGUGACUGACCCGCACCCCGACAUCUUCCUAAUGGCGCGCAUUGAGAAGGUGCUGCAGAACAACAUCGCCCACUGUGCUGAGCCUUACAUGAAGACCUCUGACAUGAGCAAGACUGCCCAGAAAGUCCUGAAGGCAGCCAAACAGACAUGUCAGCGGCUGGGCCAGUACAGGAUGCCUUUCGCCUGGGCAGCCAAGCAGGUGUUCAAGGACUCCAAGGGCAGUUUGGAAAAGGACGGAAAGUUCUCCUCCCUAUACCGCCAGGAUAGCAGUAAAAUCUCCACUGAGGACCUCAUUAAACUGCUGGUGGAUAUCAAGAAGCCGGAGAAGAGCAAGCUGCAGGUCAUACCAGGGCAACUGAACAUCACCAUUGAGUGUGUCCCCCCCCAGUUCUCGAAUUCAGUCACAUCCAGCUACGUCCCGGUGCAGCCCUUCAAGGAGACUUGCACAUGCGUCUCUGUGGAAAUAGAGGAGUUUGUGCCCAAUGAAGCUCGCUUCCACUGCCCCUUCACCGUCUACAGGAACAGCCUGUACGUCUACCCACUGCAGCUUAAAUACGACAACCAGAAAGCUUUUGCUAAGGCACGAAACAUUGCGGUCUGUGUGCAAUUCCGAGACUCAGACGACGAGGGCACCAGCCCCCUGAAGUGUAUCUACGGAAAGCCGGGGGAGCCACUUUUCACAGCGAGUGCUUUUGCCGCCGUUCUACAUCACAACCAGAGCCCCGAGUUUUACGAUGAGGUCAAGAUUGAGCUGCCAAUCCACGUGCACAGCAAGCACCAUGUCCUCUUCACAUUCUAUCACAUCAGCUGCGAGAUGAGCACCAAGAAGAGAGAGGGUGUGGAGACCCUGGUGGGAUACUCCUGGGCCCCCCUGCAGAAGGAUGGCUGCGUUCAGUCCUCAGAGCUCCAGCUGCCUGUGGCUGCCAACCUGCCUGCUGGCUACCUGAGCGACAAGACCCAGGACGGCCGAAAGGCUGCACCUGAGAUCAAGUGGGUGGAAAAUGGGAAACCACUGUUUAAAAUGAGGAGCCAUUUAGCAUCAACAAUAUAUACUCAGGACCCACAUCUGCACAGGUUCUUCCAGCACUGCCAGUUGCUGAAGUUUGGUUCUGAGGACAAUCCGGCGGAGCUCGUCAAAUACCUCAAGUGCCUACAUGCCAUGGAGACUCAUGUCGUCCUCAAGUUCCUGCCCACGGUGUUAGUCCAGCUAUUUGAAGUUCUCACCAUGUCCACCAAGGAGACACAGGAGAUAGCUGUCAACUGUACGCGAGUGAUCAUCCACAUUGUCUCACUGUGCCAUGAAGAAGGACUGGAGCACUAUCUUCGCUCGUUUGUCAAGUAUGUGUUCGUGACCAAAAAGGCUGUGGCUGGGAGCUCCGUAACCACACAUGAAGUUCUGGCCAAUUCAAUGGCCUCCAUAUUACAGCAGACUGCAGAUUUCAUCACCUGCAACAAACUGCUUAAGUACUCUUGGUUUUUCUUCGAGGUCAUUGCCAAGUCUAUGGCUCAGUACUUGCAAGUUGAGAACAGGAUAAAGAUGCCACGCGCCCAGCGCUUCCCAGACAGCUUCCACCUGGCCCUGCAGUCCCUACUGCUGUCCAUCCUGCCUCACAUCACCAUCCGCCACCUGGAGGUCCCCGAGGAGGCCCGCUGCAUUAACUUGAGCCUGGCUCAUUUUAUCAAGAGGUGCUUCACCUUUAUGAACCGAGGAUUUGCCUUCAGCCUCGUCAAUGACUACAUGUGUGGUUUCACAAUGAAGGACCCCAAGGCUCUCACAGUGAUGAAGUAUGAUUUCCUACUGACAGUGUGCAACCAUGAGCAUUACAUCCCACUCAAUCUGCCCAUGGCGUUUUCCCGCACCAGACUGCAGAGAAUGCAUGACCAGAACUUGGAGGUCAGCCUGACAGAGGACUAUUGCAGAAACCAUUUCCUGGUGGGACUGCUGCUCAGAGAGGUGGCUGAUGGGUUACAGGGCUGCCCCGAGGUCAGGCAGCUAGCCGUGGCAGUACUCAAGAACCUUAUGGUGAAGCAUGCCCUGGAUGACCGCUACAGUGCUUACAAGAACCAGCAGGCUCGGAUCUGCGUGCUGUACCUGCCAGUGCUGGAGCUGCUCUACCAGAACCUGAAGCAGCUCUCACCCAGGGAACUCACCUCCAACAUGGGGCUGGACUUUGCGGUCUCUAAGGAUGACCUCACGCUGCCCUCUUCUUCAUCUGAGCCCCGCAGGAUCAGUGUGACAGCAGAGCAGGUCUCUGUGGCCCAGAAUGGGCACACGGUGAGGCGGGACGACUCCAGAGGCUCCCUGUACAUGGACACUGUGUCUUUGGACAACAGUGAGCUGCACAGGACUUCGUUCAAGAUGAGCACCUUGUCUCGUAUGGGCCAUCUGGGGCAGUACGAGGUCAAAGGGCUGCUCCUGUGUUUCCUGUACAUCGUCAAAACCGUGUCAGAAGACACACUGCAGGCUUACUGGAACAAGGUCCCCCAUCAAGAUGUCACUAACUUUCUCAGCCUGUUAGAGAUAUGCCUGGUACACUUCAGAUAUGCUGGCAAGAGGAAUAUUGGCAGGGGCCAGGAUGCUUGGGUGUCCAAGAUGUUCUCCCCAGACAGAAAGUCCAAGACCAUGCCAGUCAUGCGCGGUCGCGUGUGCCUCAUGCAGGCCAAAAUCCAGCAGUUCGGUACCUUGGACACCUCCUUCAGCCUGAACCCAGGAGCUGGGCCAAUGGAGGUCGAGAUCAACCACCAGGCCCUCCUAGAGGGGAACCUAUCUACGGAGGUGUGUCUGAUUGUCCUGGAUGUCAUCUCUUUCUUCACUCAGAGUUUCAAGAACCAGCUUUUGGAAAGCGAUGGACACAACCCACUGAUGAAGAAAGUGUUUGACAUCUACCUGAACUUCCUGAAGGUUGGACAGUCAGAGGCCGCCUUCAGGCACGUCUUUGCUUCACUGAGAGGCUUCAUCAGCAAGUUUCCAUUGGCCUUGUUCAAGGGUCGGGUGACACUGUGCGCAGCACUGUGCUACGAGACGCUCAAGUGCUGUGUGUCCAAGCUGAGCUCCCUGCGUGCUGAGGCAGCUGCUCUGCUCUACCUCCUCAUGCGCAACAACUUUGAGUAUACCAAGAGGAAGACCUUCCUGCGCACACACCUGCAGAUCAUCAUCGCCGUCAGCCAGUUGAUCUCAGAUGUGGCUCUGACGGGAAGCUCGCGCUUCCAGGAGUCACUGUCUAUAAUGAGUGUGUGCCCCCCUGACCCGCAGUCGACGACAUUUGCGGCGGAGGUGAAAAGCCUGACCAUGCGCAUUCGCACGGUGCUGAUGGCCACAGCGCAGAUGAAGGAGCACGAGCGCGACCCGGAGAUGCUGCUGGACCUGCAGUACAGCCUGGCCCGCUCCUACGCCAGCACGCCCGAGCUGCGCCGCACCUGGCUGGACAGCAUGGCCCGCGCCCAUGUCAAGAACGGCGACUUCUCCGAGGCUGCCAUGUGUUAUAUCCACAUCGCUGCGCUGGUUGCCGAGUACCUGUACCGGAAGAAAGCGUUCCCUAGUGGCCUGGUGGCCUUUAAGAAGAUCACUGUCAACACUGAGGAGGAAGCGGCCAUGAAGGAAGACACCGGCAUUCAGGACAUCUACUACACUGAGGAAGUGUUGGUGGAGCAUUUGGAGGUGUGUGUGGAUGGGCUGUGGAAAUCCGAGCGAUACGAACUAAUCACCCACAUUGCAAAGCUCAUCAUUCCUGUCUAUGAGAAGCGGCAUGAGUUUGAGAAACUGCGGCGACUGUACGACACAUUGCAGCACGCCUACACCAAGGUCCUGGAGGUCAUGCAGACGCGUCGCAGGCUGCUGGGAACAUUCUUCAGAGUGGCCUUUUAUGGACAGGGCUUUUUUGAGGAAGAGGAUGGGAAGGAGUACAUCUACAAGGAGCCAAAGCUCACUGGCUUAUCUGAAAUCUCCCACCGCCUGCUUGCUCUGUAUGGUGACAAAUUUGGAGUAGAAAAUGUGAAGAUCGUACAGGAUUCCAGUAAGGUAAAUGCCAAGGAGCUGGACUCAAAGUUUGCUUACAUCCAGGUCACUUUCAUGAAGCCUUACUUUGAUGAGAAGGACCUGUCUGAGAGGAAGACAGACUUUGAGAAAAGCCACAACAUUAACCGUUUCGUGUUCGAGACGCCCUACACCCUGUCUGGGAAGAAGCAUGGUGGUGUAGAGGAGCAGUGCAAAAGAAGGACAGUGCUCACAACUGCAAACACCUUUCCCUACGUGAAAAAGAGGAUUGAGGUGGUGGGGGAGAAGCAGGUGGAGUUGAAGCCCAUCGAUGUUGCCAUUGAUGAGAUGCGUGACCGUACGGCUGAGCUGCAGAAGCUCUGCUCCAGCACAGAAGUGGAUAUGAUUCAGCUGCAGCUGAAGCUGCAGGGCUGUGUCAGCGUGCAGGUCAAUGCUGGUCCCAUGGCCUAUGCUCGGGCUUUCCUAGAUGAUGCCAAAUCCAGCCAAUAUAGCACCAAGAAAGUUAAGGAGCUCAAAGAGAUUUUUAGAAGCUUUGUUCAGUCAUGCAGUGUGGCCUUGGACAUCAACGAGUGCUUGAUCAAAGAAGAUCAGUUUGAGUACCACGAGGGCCUCAAAGCUAACUUUAAGGACAUGGUGAAGGAGCUGUCGGACAUCAUCCAUGAACAGAUCCUCCAGGACGACAUGAUGCGUUCUCUUCUGCAGAACUCCUUGCAUGUUUUCCGAGUCAUCAGUGGGACCUCCACUGACCUUAGCUAGCCCUCCUCCUCUGUCCCUCUCUGUGUUCUACAAAUGCAAUGGAGUGAUCACCCUCAUGUUUUAAUCACAUCUCCUGUUAGUGACUCAUGGUGAAGUUCCCAGUGUGAUCAGUCCAUCUUUCUAGAGAACACGCCUCAUCCAGAUGCACUCUUUUCCCCGGCUCCUCUCUGAUUACUUCCCAGAGUACAGUUCAGAUCUGCUGCCUACCUCUAAACUUAAAGAACAUUUGGAAGUGUCAAGGAAGCUGUCCCUAAUGUUCUCCUCAUGAUUGAGUCAUCAAGGACAAAUCCAAUAAGGGGUUGAUGGACCACUAACUGCAACUCAGUGGUUUUCUGAGAGGAGAAUGCCGCCUUCUAAGUUAUCAUUCCUUUAUGGCAAUUUCCUUUGGAUAAAAAAGGGAGAAUGUCUGCAGGAUUUGUGUUUCUGGAAGGCCCAUAUAAUGCCAGUAUAAAUGGACAGUUGGGUGUUUGGGAAGGGCUCUUCUCUUGUUCGCCCCCCUCCACUUCCUGAGCGCACAGGAUAAAACAGAAACAGCAGCACAGUUGCGACAGCCCUGUUGAGCAAGCCACCCAUCAGAUAUAGCUGCCAGUCUCCGCCUGCCAUUAUCAUUCACCUGCAGGAAGCAGGGGAGAAGCUCAGAACCAGGAAUCCACAAGUGGUCACAUGACUGCGUCUCUGGGCAAGGGGAUGGGUGUGGUUAUGUGGUACUUCUGUUUCUGCAAGGCACUAUGUGGUACAACUUAUCUUGCUCGUAAUUGCCAUUAAUGAUGCACUUUUUAAUAGGCUCACUCUAACUGAGCUCGGCACUUGGGCAGGGGCCCAGGCACCCUGCAGACCGCCUGCCAGCUGGCACCUCCCAGAUCCCUCGCUGGCUGUGCAGGGCCACUCAAAUUCUUGUACAUUUUUUCUAAUUAUUUGUCAUUGUCUUAUUUUCCUUUUUUAUAUAUCCUUAUUUUUGUUUCAAUGACAGUGCUUAAAAAAUCAGUUAUUGCCUAUUUAAUAUAUGUUUAUAUAUGAACAGUGAUGGCAUAGUUACAUAUAUUAAAAUGGUUCUUUAUAUGCUCUAAAAGACAUUUGAGUUUUAUAUUUUAUCAAAUAUACCUUGAAUUUUGUUAGGGACUGGUUUGUCCAGAAUCUUUCCUAUCUUACUCAAAAACCAGGUCAUUGAAAUACUGCAAGAAAAUUCACAGAAAAGACAAGAAGUGUUAGUGGUUUUGGCUUUUCUGGAAAUAUGUACACUGCUGCGUCAUAUUAACAUGCAACAUGACAUGAAACUGUCCUGCUUGUACUGGGUAUUGUGGGAAUGUGAUUUACACCCUGCCCACUACCAUAUAGAAAGACAAUAUUUCCCAUCUGUAUAAGAGUUUUGGUCCCAUCAUGCCUUCUGUCCAUUUAUGCACAUAUCUGAUGCCACGAGGUAACAGUUUGUGUCACAUGCUGUUAUACAGUAUUUUUCUGCACUGAAUAAGGAGAAUAUGCAGAUUUAUAUUAUAAAAAACAAGCUGUACAUUUUUAAUGACCUAUUAAACUAUUAAAUCUUGGCCUAGCAUUUCCCAUUAUGUUAUUUGCGUUGUACCUGAGCUGACCUUCUCAUUAAAAAAUAGUAUAAAUAAA